ACAGCUAGAGGAAGUUGUUCCAGAGGAGGAUGUGGUGGAGGCAGUGAUGGCAGUGAUAGAAAAGAUGGCUACAGAAGAAACAGAUGCUGAGGGAGAUAAUGAGGAAGAAGAUGGAGUUAUUUGCAUAGAUAGUGCACUUCUCUCUCCUGGAUCACCGAGUUUCAGAGUGUUGGAGAAGAACAGAAAAAUGGAGAUAGAUAACAAAGUGAUUGAGAAGUAAAAAGGUGACUUUCUGAAUUCUUAAAUUCAUUGAAAAAACAUACAGAUAUAUACUGGAACUCUAAGUAGUGGGAUUGUAACAUGAUACCCACGUACUAUACUCUAACUGAAAUUAUGGACAAAACUAACUCAACAAAUUAUCCUAAAAAACAGCAACUACCCCACUCUCUUAAGAAAAAUCAGGAAGACUU
This is a messenger RNA of Rubroshorea leprosula, 410 nucleotides long. NCBI's taxonomy places the organism in Eukaryota, Viridiplantae, Streptophyta, Magnoliopsida, Malvales, Dipterocarpaceae. The record is from the annotation of a GenBank genome assembly.